Messenger RNA from Perkinsus marinus ATCC 50983, 1260 nucleotides. RefSeq lists its product as hypothetical. The coding region runs from base 1 to 1260 and encodes 419 amino acids. The record is from RefSeq and is a predicted model, not a curated record. NCBI's taxonomy places the organism in Eukaryota, Perkinsozoa, Perkinsida, Perkinsidae. Gene Ontology annotation, molecular function: calcium ion binding. The transcript is spliced from 12 exons.
AUGUUGUCUUAUCGGUUUGUGAUCUCCACCGCUGUUCUGAUGGCUGGUGUCAACUGCCUAAAGAUGAUGAGCAUUGAGAAGGCCACGGUACCGUUACUCGCUGCAGAAGAGUUGGAUGAUAGCUCGGCUGAUCUGUGGCGGUCAGAAGGAGCGUUCGACGAUUGCGAUGGCGCAUUACCCUACGUCUACGAAAAGGAUGAGUACUUCGUACGAUUCUCCGAGCCAGUCGCUAAUGGAUACCUCACACUUGAGGAGUUGAGAUGCCCCAGCACUACUCAGUCUCCCAUUGGUUAUAUCUUCCCUGAUGGUCUCGAGUGGUUCCUCAUGGCAUCCACCAACUCUCACGAAGAGCAUGGCAAGGGAGGACUCUAUGUGAUAGAGCCCUGUAGAGUCUAUCAGAUCAAAAACAGAGCUACGUUCACGGGAUCCUUGAUAGCGCUCUUUAAAAGCACCAGUGGGAACAUGACAAAAUUGUCUCACGAAGGUGGUGCAUAUCUGUUCCCACACAUUGUUGAGGCCCUAUGCGAGAUGAUGGAAAAUCCUGUUGCGAACAACCGAGAGGUUUAUCUUUCGAAGGUCUUGGGUCGUGAGAAGAUGGAUGUCUUCAAGGUCGCGCACGACGGCUACUAUGCGGCUUUCAUUAUCAAGCAUGGACGUUUGAGGAUCAAGACUCUCUCCUGUCCCGGGACGGGCAAAUUUGAGGAAUUUGAGGAUGAUGCGACUCCUGCUCCUCCUAUUUCUGGAGUCCUUGAAGUUCGCCAAACGCUACAUAUAUCCCCUGGGCUCGCUGGCUUGGCCACUGCAUUCGACAAGCUCCCUAAGGAUAGUGAUGGUGUAACUCGAGAAGAGCUGCAGCGCCUCAGCCCCUCUACCCCCGCGGAAAUCAUGGAUGCGAUUUUCGGACUUUUUGAUAAUUUUCCUAAGGACGGCAAGAUAUCCUAUAACGAGCUUUGUGCCUAUCUCUUGUUGCACGCUGAAGGCGUUACUGAUGCUGAACGGUCUGAGUUCACAUUUUCGAUCUGUGAUGCAAAUGGAGACAAUGGAGUAUCGAAGGAAGAGCUUGCUGAGGUCGUGGGGACUCUGGCAUAUGCCAAAUCCAAGGAUUGGAACGUGGCCAAAGCUGUAUCUCUUCGCAUCGUGGAGGAUGCGUUCGCGAAGUCUGAUGAAGCUGAUCUCGACAUCCACGCUUUCACCGAGUGGAGUCGAGGACAGUCUGAGCAAGCCCAGGAAUUUCACUCCCUGGUUACGGGCACUAUUUGA